GUUGUUGACAGUAGCAGUAGUGGUCACAGCUCAGCUCUCGAACAGCCCGGAUGAACUUGAGCAGCUGACCGGGAAACAGAUAAUCCCCACGGGCUAAAUUUACUCAGAGUGGACGCUACAGGUCGGAGCAGAGCGACGCACUUAUUAUGAACCCGCCAAAGCGCUGUAUUAUUUUUCUGCACUGAAUUUACCUAUAGAAGUGACAGUUUGUGCUGGACAUGGCUGAACCAGCGGAGAAGCGGUUCAAGAGCAGCCUACCGCGGUGCGCAUCUCACCGGAGCUCGAGGGGCCGGGGUGUGCUCACUCUGCAGGCCGCGGUGGAGGAGGCUCUGUGCGGGGUCAGCAGUCUGCUCUUCCACGGCGCCUACAAGCUGCAAGCUGUGGCCAGUGCAUUUGAGCGAGACGACCUUGCUCUCCCUCACUUGGCUCUUUUCUUCCAUCACAUGGUGCAACGGCAACAGGAGGAGGCCCAGGAACUGCUGCGGUACCUGUCCCAGAGAGGGGGCACCUACUGUGGCCCGGACAUACAGAGACCAGACUGUGAGGCUGUGUGCUCCGUGCUGCCUGCCUUAGACCUCCUGGGGCUGCAUCUUAGGGAGGAGGUGGGGGUUCUGGUAGAGCUGAGUAGAAUGUCCCGGGACCAUGGGGACCCUCAGACCCACUCCAUGGUACAAUCCCUCCUUCUGAACCCCCGAGUGGAGCGUCUCAAACAGUUAGGAGACCUGCUGAGCAACGCACGCAGACUGGGGUGCACUAUGGACACAAGGGGGCGCUUUGGGGAGUAUCUUCUCGAUGAAUUGCAAGACGAGCUGAAAGGAUGAAAUAAAUAUUGGUGUCUAAGGCUACAGGAUUUUGGAUAAGCGAUUCGAUUUUCUUUGUGAUAUAUUGUUUAAAAGUAUUUUGUUCAGCUUUCACAUUAUCAUCAACUGUUAAUAUUUGAGAGAAAACUAAUACAAGAAACCCAAGAACUAUAACUAGAAUGGGCAGUUUGUGAAGAUUUAGUUUUCAGUAAAAAAAUGACUCCAGAUUUACCACAGUGUAUCAUUAGCACAGAUCUGUAAUAGAUGAAUGAAUAACAUGUAAUCGUUAUUUAUGAAUGAAUGAUGAACAUGCUGUCAAUAAGAUGUAAUGCUUAAUCCAUACUGGUUAUGCGUUAUGUCACAGUAGCACUCAGCCUAUAUGUAGAUCUAAGAAUUUGUGCAAUAAUAAUUUAAGUGUUGUCAAAAUCAUUCCACUUUCAAGAUCAGCAUUGUUUUAAUGUAACUGUUUUUAUUUUAUU
This is a messenger RNA of Periophthalmus magnuspinnatus, 1279 nucleotides long. RefSeq names its product Ferritin light chain, oocyte isoform-like. Gene Ontology annotation, biological process: iron ion transport; intracellular iron ion homeostasis. The transcript is spliced from 3 exons. Bases 219 to 821 code for a protein of 200 amino acids. Gene Ontology annotation, cellular component: cytoplasm. Lineage: Eukaryota; Metazoa; Chordata; Actinopteri; Gobiiformes; Gobiidae. Gene Ontology annotation, molecular function: ferric iron binding; ferrous iron binding. The record is from RefSeq and is a predicted model, not a curated record.